CCAAAGUCUAGGGGCAGGAAAACCCCAAAUGUGACACAUUGCUCUCAGAUGUAAUCAAUGAGCCGCAUCUGAAAGCAUCCACGCUCUUAAGCGCCACGAUGUUACAUAAAUUAUUGUUACUUCUCGUUCUGGUAGGUCCCGGCUUUGCCGAAGAACCCCCAGAUGUCGACUGUGUUGUUUUGCAUUUGGAGUCUGUGAAAUGUACCUGGAACAAACAUGGCAACCCUAAAGUCAAUUACACCUUCCGCAGCUGGUUUCAUGAUGAAGCAGUCAGAGAAUGUGAGAAGUACAUAACAAACAACAGUCUAAAAAUUGGCUGCAUUCAGCCGUAUGGUUACAUAGCCAACAGGUUUUUCACUUUCUACAUGCAACUGGUGCAUGGCAACGACACUUAUCCGAAGAGCGAUUAUCUUAAAAGCAAAGUGAAGUUAAAUCCGCCAACCAACCUGACUGUUCAGAAUGGAUCCGACUGGAAUCUGUGGUUCUAUUGGAAUCAGACGUUUCCAUCAUGUGUGGAAAAUGAGGUUCGCUAUAGGAUCAAUUACGAGGAGUGGGUUCCAGAUAGAGUCAAUCUAGGGAAGCAAAAUUAUUGCAUCAACUUGCCCUCCAGUCGAUCCCAGUAUGAGCUUCAGGUGAGAAGCAAAUUGCAUGAAGGAUGCGGAGCUUCUGGCUGGAGCGACUGGAGUGAUUCUGUGAUGUGGGGAUCAAACAAUGGCACAGAAAGUGACCAAGGUGACGGUUCCAUGUUUGUCUGGAUAAUUGUGUACAUUCUGGCUCCCGUUAUUCUCAUCCUGAUGGCCGUCCUGUUACUGCGUCAUGAGAGGUUCAGAAUCAUCUUCAUUCAUGUAGUACCCAAGCCAUCCCUGAUUCCUCAAGACAUUGAGCCUUGGCCUCAAAUCUCCAAAGGCCUUAAAGAAGGCUUCAAGGCAAACUACCACGAGCAACCCUGUCCAGUUCGAGAGUACCAUCAGGUCCCCCAGUGACCGGUCUGACAGCCCGAGAUCCAACAGGUCCACCUCUAGUCCCUCUUUGACACAAUCCAAACGGGCAAACGGGAAACUUCCGGUUGCUCGUCCACAUCCACUUUCUCCACCUUGUCUUGUUAUUCUGGAGUUAAGUUUCUUUUACCACCUUAUUGGUUUAGGGUUUCACCACGACCUUUUGGUCAAAACAAUUCAACAAAUUAUUAAAUUCAGAUUAGGAGAAAACUAAAGUGAAAUAGCGCUUGCUAAAUCGGUCACUAAAUGUUCUUAUCUGCUGUUAUUUUGCUUAGUAACUUGAUUGCAAAUGGAUAACCUCACCUUGGAGUUGACUUCCCCUUUAAUGUACAUUUAUCUGGAAUAAAAACAAGUUUUUCUGAAA
This is a messenger RNA of Syngnathus typhle (broad-nosed pipefish), 1362 nucleotides long. RefSeq names its product cytokine receptor common subunit gamma-like. The coding region runs from base 99 to 983 and encodes 294 amino acids. Gene Ontology annotation, molecular function: protein binding; cytokine receptor activity. Gene Ontology annotation, biological process: cytokine-mediated signaling pathway. Gene Ontology annotation, cellular component: external side of plasma membrane. The transcript is spliced from 8 exons. The record is from RefSeq and is a predicted model, not a curated record. NCBI's taxonomy places the organism in Eukaryota, Metazoa, Chordata, Actinopteri, Syngnathiformes, Syngnathidae.